AUGUGCAACGGUUCGAAUAGAAAACCCUCGCAAACUGGUUUGAUUAUGGAUCAUGAAUAUGGAAGACCAGAAGAACUGCAUCAUAAGAUCUCUGAUUUGCUUCUGUUUUCAGCCACAGAUGAUGUAAUAGCUUUCAAAGAGGCUGUUGAAAAAGACCAUCAUGAUGUCAAUGAGGUAGGGUUGUGGUAUGGAAGGAGGGUUGGCUCAAAGGAAAUGGGAUAUGAAGAGAGGACGCCUCUUAUGAUUGCUUCCUUAUUUGGAAGCAAGGCUGUAUUGUCUUAUAUUCUCGAAACCGGAUGUGUUGAUGUUAACCAAGCGUGUGGAUCGGAUAGGGCUACUGCUCUUCACUGUGCUAUUUCUGGUUGUUCUGCUGCUUCUGCUGAGGUUGUCAAGCUUUUGCUUGAUGCAUCUGCAGAUGUUGGUUCUGUUGAUGCGAAUGGUAACCGGUGCAGUGACUUGAUUGUCAUGAUGUCUAAUAGUAUCUCCGGUUCAAGGAAGAGAAAACCACAAGCCAUACUAGAAGGUAUCAAUGAUGUUGAUGAUGGCGAUGAUUUCCUUAACGAAGUAGGUUUCGUAAAGGAGAAGCAGCAAGAAGAUAUUGGUACACCUCGAAUCGAGAAGAAAGAUUAUCCGAUUGAUCUAUCAUUACCUAACAUAAAUAAUGAGAUAUAUAGUACAGAUGAAUUUAGGAUGUUUAUAUUCAAAGUGAAACCUUGUUCAAGGGCUUAUUCUCAUGAUUGGACCGAGUGUCCCUUUGUUCAUCCCGGGGAAAAUGCAAGGCGCCGUGAUCCGAUGAUAUAUCAAUACACCUGUGUCCCUUGUCCUGAGUUUCGGAAGGGAUCUUGCAGUAAAGGGGAUGCUUGUGAAUAUGCACAUGGUAUUUUUGAGUGCUGGCUUCAUCCUGCUCAAUACAAAACAAGGCUUUGCAAGGAUGAGACGGAAUGCACCCGAAGAGUCUGCUUUUUCGCUCACAAACCCGAGGAGCUUCGCCCGUUGUAUGCUUCUACUGGUUCUGCUUUGCCUUCACCUAUAUCAUAUUCAAAUUCACCUAGUGCUUCUUCAAUGGAUUCUUUCACAUUGAACUCUCCGUCCAGUUUCAUACAAUCCAUGUCGACACCGCUUUUGACUCCAUCUGCAUCGUCUUCUCCUGCAGGUGGAGCCAUGUGGCCGACUAAGUCUCAUGUUGCAGUCCCAACACUUCAGAUGCCGAGAAGCAGAUUGAAAACUUCAUUGAAUGCUAGAGAUAAUACUGAAUUUCUCGAACUUGAAAAUCGUCUGAUGCAGAAGCUAAUGAUUGAAGAGAUGACAGGUCUUUCAUUCCCUUCCAAUAGGCUUGCAGGUGUGAAUCCUGCUAACCACGAUGACAUUCUCGUUUCUCAGAUACAAUCUCCAACAUCAACUCAUGUGCAUCCGAAUGUGACUCAGCAACUUUGGGGCUUUUCUUCUGACCUUACCGAUUCAAAUGUGAUUGGAUCACCACUGAUCACUCUUGAUCUGUCUAUGAAUUCAAAAAAUGAUGCGUUGUCGAAGCGGAGCCAGAGCUUUAUCGAGCGCAGCAGCAUGGCGACCUUUAGUUCUGAGCUUCCUUCUGCUACCUCGGUUGCCAUAGAGUCAUAUACUGACUUCUCUGGUUGGGGCUCCCCUGAUGGAAAAUUAGACUGGUCCAUCCGUGGCGAUGAACUGAAUAAGAUGAGAAACUCUUAUUCUUUCGGCUUUAAAAACCAAAGUUGCAAUUCAACAAUGGCGGCAGAGAAUGCUGAUGACCAAGGUGUAUUAUUAAGCAUGGAAUCAUGGGUUAAUUCACUAGUGAAGGAUGCACCAACAGUGCAAUUGGAUCAAUAUUGUGUUGAAGUAUAA
Messenger RNA from Lathyrus sativus (Indian pea), 1857 nucleotides. NCBI's taxonomy places the organism in Eukaryota, Viridiplantae, Streptophyta, Magnoliopsida, Fabales, Fabaceae. The record is from the annotation of a GenBank genome assembly.